UUAUCCUACGAUUGCAACUCAAUAUCAUGUAUAAAGCGUAAAAAGUGCAUUAAAAUGCUCUCGAAACACAAACAGGAUACGGAUCAGCUGGGCAACAUUGGGAUUUACAGCAGUGAAUAAUUAUGUAUAAUGCAAAACUUACUACAAUAUAGCAGUUCCGGAAGUGACGAUGAUGAAAAUGUAUCAUCCUGUGCAAAACUACCAUCAUCGGAGAAUUUGUUGCGGUCAAAAUUGGAUACGAUGCCGGCUGCAGAGCAAGACUCAAACGAACACCAAGGACGAAUCCGGUCAUUCCCUCACGAAAGAGGCAUUUGGGCUAGCUAUGUGUUUAUUGAUUAUAGCAGCGUCGAUCCAAUCCGCGAGUUCCAGCAGUUGAUCAUCGAUAAAUGCUUGCAAAAAAUUCAGUUGGAACUUCUGCCAGUGGAUAAACUGCAUUUGAGUCUCACCAAGACGUUUAUUCUGAGGCACCAUAAUAUAUCCGCUUUUAUAGAAAAUGUACGAUCUGUGUUGAAAGGAUGUAAACGGUUCACCAUUCUACUAUCCGAAUUAGCUAUCUAUGUCAAUGAGGAACACACUCGAACCUUUUUGGCGCUUAAGAUUCAUGACAACAGCACGGGAUAUUUGAAUCAAUUGGUGGAAAAAUUAGAUGGUUGCAUGAGACUGUACAAAUUACCAGAGUUUUAUAAGGAUCGUUCAUUUCAUGUGAGCAUCCUGUGGACUUUGGGUGACCAGCGGCAGCUUCUAGAAGAAGUUUUGGACGAAUUUCAGCAAACGUUUGCCUUGUUCUACGAAGAUGAAUACUGUGAUAUGAAUGCAAAUGUUAGGCAAAUUCAUUUCAAAUGCGGUAAUAAAUAUAAUAGUUUUGAAUUAUUGUACAUUUGA
Malaya genurostris is the source of this 882-nucleotide messenger RNA. RefSeq names its product U6 snRNA phosphodiesterase 1. Lineage: Eukaryota; Metazoa; Arthropoda; Insecta; Diptera; Culicidae. Bases 130 to 882 code for a protein of 250 amino acids. The transcript is spliced from 3 exons. Gene Ontology annotation, molecular function: 3'-5'-RNA exonuclease activity. Gene Ontology annotation, biological process: U6 snRNA 3'-end processing. The record is from RefSeq and is a predicted model, not a curated record. Gene Ontology annotation, cellular component: nucleus.